CGAAGCAUCCCAAAUUGAGAUCGGUGACUACAUACCUCUCUUCACCUCUCACACCACCAUCAGAAAGGUUUGCUUCAUUGGUGAUGACAAACAAUUGCCACCCUAUGGUCAGGAUGAUAUCCAGGCCCUCAAGAGCAUCUUCGAGGUCAAGCAUCUCAAGGACCGUGCCAUUUUCCUGGAUAUCCAAUGAUGCCGCCUCAAAUUGGACAGUUCAUAUCUGAAGCUGUCUACGAUGGCCUGCUCGACUCGAAUCCGCAACAUACUGUCACGAACGAGAGGAUGGCUUGUCAUUUCAUCAACAUUCCCAGCCAGGAACAGUCACAUGGAACUAGUUGGAAGAACCUUGAGGAGUGCCAAACCAUUCUCCACAUUUCUGCUAUGCUGCAAGCAAAGAAUAAGCAAUUUAGGAUCAUCACCCCCUACGACGCUCAGCGGAGUUUGAUCGAGGAGCGUUUGAAGCUCAAUGAGCUUGAAUGGGAAGAUAAAUGUUUCAACGUUGAUUCGUUUCAAGGUAACGAGGAAGACUAUAUCGUAAUCUCGCUCGUGCGGUCCACGGUGCUCGGAUUCCUCGCCGACUUGCGCCGGACUAAUGUCAUGCUUACUCGAUGCAAGAAAGGCAUGAUCAUCUGCACCAGCCAGAAAUUCAUGAAGCGGGCAGGGUGUGAGUCACUCGUGGGCAGCUUGUUGGAGUAUUAUGAACACGAGUGGAUCGAAAAGAACGACUUGGAGAAGAUUGUGUUGUAGGUGGGCCCGCGAAGGUGCUAGUUGUUGACGGCCUCAACCAGAAUUUACUUUCG
Messenger RNA from Suillus fuscotomentosus, 797 nucleotides. Its product is annotated as AAA domain-containing protein. Bases 187 to 744 code for a protein of 185 amino acids. The record is from RefSeq and is a predicted model, not a curated record. NCBI's taxonomy places the organism in Eukaryota, Fungi, Basidiomycota, Agaricomycetes, Boletales, Suillaceae. The transcript is spliced from 5 exons.